UACUCAUGCACUCCCGUUGAUAUAUUAUAUGUAUAUUUCAGUGGUUUAGUCUGUCGAAUUUUUCACGAAGCUUUAGACGAAUACGUUAAUAUUGACAGACGUACAAUAAGUAUUACGUAUUAAAAUGGGUUUAAAUCCAGCUACAAAGCAGAGAAUAGCCAUUGUCCUGAAUGUGAGCAAAUUUGCAUUUCAGUGGGGUUUUAUUCCUGCCGUUCUUUAUUUAGGUUUUAGCAAAGGUGCAGAUCCAGGCAUGCCUAAAUUAACUCUUAUGAACUUAUUAUGGCAGUGAGAUCUAACCACAAAUAUAUAUACUUCUAUUUCACAAAAAGUAUGUGCAAAAAAUCAUCAAUAUUGCAUAGAUAUAUCAAAGAUUGUCUUAUCUCCCAUCGUAUUUCCCAUCAAACUAACAACCAGAUAAUGUAUUGUUAAAUAUGUGUGUACUUAUUAAAUAAUAUACAAUAU
Molecule: messenger RNA, 462 nt
Organism: Dinoponera quadriceps
Lineage: Eukaryota; Metazoa; Arthropoda; Insecta; Hymenoptera; Formicidae
Gene: Tom7
Product: mitochondrial import receptor subunit TOM7 homolog
Exons: 3
Coding region: 125-289 (54 amino acids)
Biological process (GO): protein import into mitochondrial matrix
Cellular component (GO): mitochondrial outer membrane translocase complex
Source: RefSeq, a predicted model, not a curated record